Messenger RNA from Saccharomyces kudriavzevii IFO 1802, 3963 nucleotides. It is a transcript of the gene RAD9, whose product is annotated as chromatin-binding protein RAD9. Gene Ontology annotation, molecular function: histone binding. The transcript has a single exon. Gene Ontology annotation, biological process: DNA damage checkpoint signaling; positive regulation of transcription by RNA polymerase II. Lineage: Eukaryota; Fungi; Ascomycota; Saccharomycetes; Saccharomycetales; Saccharomycetaceae. The coding region runs from base 1 to 3963 and encodes 1320 amino acids. Gene Ontology annotation, cellular component: nucleus. The record is from RefSeq and is a predicted model, not a curated record.
AUGUCAGGUCAGUUGGUUCAGUGGAAAAGCUCUCCAGAUCGGGUUAUCCAGAAUACCCCAACAAGAACAUCUCAUUCACCUUCUCAUUCACCUUCGAUAAAAAGCGAUAUGAAUGAAAUGAAUGUUUCCUAUGAUACGCCUGAAAUUCAGGCUGCAACCACAAACAGUAUCGAAGGAAGCCCCCAGUCAAACCCGAAUCCAGUCAAAUUUAUGAAUGCCAACGACAUCUUUCAGAAACCACUAAGGUUGCUCGAUGAGAGUCCACAACAUGAUGAAGAGUUGAAUAUUGAAGUCGGAGAUGGUGAUCGACCGAAUACCAACAUAUUGCGCAACGAAAGAACUCCUGACCUUGACCGAAUUUCAAACUUUUUCAAGAAUAAUCGGACUCCUGGUAAAGAAAAUCUUUUGACUAAGUACGAAAGCUCCGGUUUAGAAGACACACCUUUAUCGUCAAGAAGAAAAUUGACUUUCCACAAUUCAAAUAAUCUUCUGGAACCACAGAUCUCUGAAAGAUUAAAAUCAAAUACUGAAUUCUGCUCUUAUAAAGAAUCGAAUGAUGGAGAGAACAACACGUCUUUAGAGGUUACGGAAGCAGAUGCCACUUUUCUACAAGCGGCUGAACUUUCUGCUGACAAUUACAAUUGUUUAGCUGAGGAAGCCACAACACGCAAAAAAUAUAAAGCCGAUUCAAGCUUAACCGAGAGCAUACAAGAUAGAGAUGUUCAAAAAACUGAAAUUGUGGCAUCAGCAGAAUCACCUAAUUCAAUAAGUUCUCUUGGAAAGAACGGAACUUCCAAGGAUGGCUGGACCAUGAGGAGUAUAAGUGAAGCUUUCGAAAAUAAUGAGGAUGAAAUAAAGAUUUUCGGGGAAGGAGGUGCAAUGAGAAGCAAUAGCGAAUACCACUCAACAAAUGAUUCAAAAGAAGAAAAUAGCCAAAUAAUACGCGGCAGUGAAUUGAAAGCAGAAAACAACGAAAUGGGCAAGAAUCUCAAUGUUUCAAGUCAAAAGAAUAUGAAUAACUCAUCUACCAAUAUUGAAAAACGUGCUACAUCCGGUACGCCUUCAAAUAAUAAUGUAGUGCAGGAAACUCCAUCCAUUGAUAGUCGAAGCAAUAGAACACCAUCCAAAAGAUGGGUGUUUCGAUAUUCAAGGGACGAAACGGAGUUCAAUAGCAACAGAUCCACGCAAAUAGUCAAUAAUCCAAGAACACAGGAAAUGGCCUUGGAUAAUUUUCCAAUCAAUACACAAUCGCUAUCUAAGAGUUACAAUAUUGAUACAAAUAAUGAAUUAGAGACACAGAUAAUCGUUUCAUCGCUUUCGCAGGGCAUAUCUGCCCAGAAAGGCCCUGACUUUCAAUCUACUGGCCAAACAGAAGAAAUCAAAACUCAAAUAAUUAAUUCUCCUGAACACGAUGCUUUGAAUGUGACGUUACAAACCCCAGGAAAUAUUUCUCGAAUCAGCUUCGAGCCUAUCUUGGAAGUUCCUGAGACUAGUUCUCCAUCCAAAAAUGCGCUUUCAAAGCCCUCCAACUCUUCUCCCAUUCCAAAGGAAAAAGAUACGUUCAAUGUGUACGAGAAAGAAAUAGAGACAAAUAAUGUUUUUUCGAAUGAUAUGCAACGUUCCUUGAACGCAGAUAGUGGAGAUCAUGCUAUGGUAGAUGGUUCCUCAGACUUCUAUGAACAAAAGGAAAUAGCCGAUAGAGUAUUUUUACAACUCUCAGGGAAGCAAAAAUCUGACCUUGGGAACGAUAAAGCAGAAUUUUCGUCUCAAAAUGAGCUUGAUGUGAAAAGAGAAGGUACAAUUAUGAGCGAGGCCGAACUAACCCAAGAACUACCUGAAGUAGAAGAACAACAAGGUCUUGAUACUUCACCAAAAACAUUGGCAAAGGAGAAAUUAGUCACAACAGAGAGACCAAAGGGUAAGGAAACUUCACUUCAAAUUGACGCUGAUAAUACGAACUGUAAUCCAGAUGAACAAGACGACGCAGAAUUGCCCCCAAAAACCUUCACUGGACAAGAAGCUGGGGAAAAAAACUCACAAUUUCAAAAAAAAUCCAUAAGAUUAUUCCAGAAUGAAUCACAGGAAAUUGUUCAGAAUAGAAGAACGAUAAAGCGACGCCAAAAGGACACAAUAGAAAUCGGCGAAGAGGAGGAGAACAGAAGCACAAAAACAUCGCCUUCAAAGCGUUUGAAGAGAAGCACGGAUUCUGAACCCACUUCUGUCAAAAGAGAAGGAUCCAGCAGCAUUAGUUUGCAAGCAGGUAUUGAAGAAGGCGAUGAAGACUUCAGAAAGAAAACCUAUGCGUUUCCUGAAGGUAUUAGAGUUGAGGAUAGCAGUUUUUUAUCGAAAGACGACAUUACCAAUGGAAAUGCGGUAUGGUGUCAGUAUUCAUGGAAUUACAAAUUUUAUCCUGGUAUUUUACUAGAUAUUGACACUAAUCAAGAUAGUUGUUGGAUUUAUUUUGAAUCAGGAAAAUCAUUAACCAAAGAGGAGGACAUAUACUAUUUAGAUAUUCGAAUAGGCGAUGCCGUCAUUUUUGAUGGAAAUGAGUACAUAGUGGUGGGCCUAGAGUGCCGUAGCCAUGAUCCCAAUAUUAUAAGGUGUAUCAGAGGUUAUGAUACCGUUUAUAUGAAAAAGAAGAAUUUAAGCGGAUCUUUGGGGAAAAGGACCCUAAUCAAAGCAUUGAGCUCCAUAAGUCUCGACUUAAACGAAUGGACUAAAAGAGCGAAAAUCAUAAUGGAAGAUAAUGAAAGAACUAAAGGCAACGCAUAUAGAUAUUUGAGGCAUCCCAUCAGGGGAAGGAAAUCGAUGACUAACGUUCUGUCACCGAAGAAACUAACUGAUGAUGAAAAGGGAAUGAGAAAGCAUACUAGGAUGCAUAUUAACGACCAAGAAUUGAGGUGCGAUAACAAAGAAACUAUCAAAAAAAGUAUCAAAGAUUUAUCGUCAUCGCUUGGGGGUUCCCCAAGCCAACUUUUCCCUUCGGGAGAAAUCAAAAAAGGAAAUAUAUUUGAUGGAUGCAUUUUCGUUUUGACAAGUUUAUUUGAGAAUAGAGAGGAACUGCACCAGGUCAUUGAAUCUCAAGGCGGUACUGUGAUUGAAUCUGGGUUUUCCGUUUUGUUUGAUUUUCCUCACCCACCAUCUAAAUCCCUACUCAUUAAAAGUAGUCCGAAGAAUAUACACGAAUUGGACUUGAAGCUAGCUUGGAAACCUCACUGCUUAUUUACUGAUUAUAGGUUUGCUUGCUUAAUCACGAAGCGGCAUUUAAGAAGCUUAAAAUAUUUAGAAACUUUGGCGUUGGGAUGGCCUACACUACACUGGAAAUUUAUAAGUGCAUGCAUUGAGGAGAAAAGAAUAUUACCACGCUUGAUACAUCAAUACUUAUUACCUUCGGGAGAGAGUUUUAGAUUAUCUUCAGAUUCUCAAUCAAAGGGAGGAAUAAUUAAAUCUAAUAAUAUUUUCUCAUUUUAUACCAAAUUUUUACAGGGAUCUAAUUUAAAAGAUCAAAUGCACAAGGUUAAAAAUAUGUUAAAUGACUAUAUUAUAAUUAAAUGCGGUAGUUCUGAACUGGACAGUUUUAUCAAAUUUGCAUUUGCCUGUUUGGGCGCAAAUAGAAUGUUUGAAAUUGAUUUACCUAGUAUUGAGGUAGAAAAUACGGAGCCGUUAUUAAAUAUUUUAGGCCCUUUAGUCCUUCAGAUAGGAUCGACAUUAUCUGAUGAAAAUUUAAAAUUUCUCAUAUAUGUUAACGAAAGUAACGGGAAAUCUCAGAUGAGACUUCUCGAAAAAUUGAGAAGCCAACUAUCUGUAAACUUUGAUCACCUCAAAUAUAUAUUUCACACAGAAUCAAAAGAAUGGUUAAUCCAAACAAUAAUCAACGAGAAUACCGGUUUUCGCGAUACUGUCAGGGACGACGACAGAUGCGACACCAUUCCUGAUGCCGAUUACACGGACAGGAAUAUAUAA